Penicillium brasilianum is the source of this 1701-nucleotide messenger RNA. The record is from the annotation of a GenBank genome assembly. Lineage: Eukaryota; Fungi; Ascomycota; Eurotiomycetes; Eurotiales; Aspergillaceae.
AUGUUAGAAACGAACCUUCGCGUGCUACAGUUGAAUAUUAUGAAAUCGGGACCAGGAAUGGAAGCCCUUAUUAACGACCAUCAAAGCCAGAACCUGGAUGUUCUCCUAAUCCAGGAACCGUCCAUCACCAGAUAUCAGACCCACGUCAACCACAGUGCCUGGCGGCUAUACCGACCGACCGUCGACACGGACGCGGUUCGGUUUCGCAGCCUCGUGUAUGUUAACCGUAACCUCUCUCCUUCCUCCCACCGGCAGAUUCGGUGCGAACACCCAGACAUUACCGCCAUCAAGAUCUGGACUGCCGACUCCCAAACUCUCCUUUUCUCCGUCUACCUCCCUUCUGUCCCGCUGUAUGCCCCCAAUGAAGGGUCGGCAGAACCAAUACUCUCAGCAAUUCAAAACACAAUUUCAACCGCCCGGCAGGACGGCCGGCGGUCCACAACCGUUAUCCUGUCAGGAGAUUUCAACCGUCAUCACCUAAUGUGGGGCGGCAACCACAUCCAACCAAGAUUUAUUGAAGACGCAUGCGAACUCAUCACCUUCUUCCAAGAGCAUAACCUACAAACCUGCCUGCCUCGAGGCACAGCGACCUUCUGGCCCCUUAACGACCCAGGAAAAAGCACUACCAUUGACCAGACGGUAACGGACCGACCGGACCUGCUUAUCAAAUGCCAUCUUUAUCACGAAAACUACGGGUCGGACCACCGAGCAACAUACUCGGAGUGGGGCCUUAAACCCCAUCACAAGCCCAGCGCUAAGACAAGGAAAGCGUACGAACGAGCAGACUGGGACAAGAUCGGGGCCGAAGUGCUCCAGCGGAUGGGCCCAUGGAAAGAGAUUAGAACAAGACCGGCGCUUAACGAGACAGUCGAACGGCUCACGGAAAUCACGGCAUCCGCCGUGGAGACCCACACUCCAGACCGACGCCCAUCUUCUUAUUCUAAACGCUGGUUCACGCCAGACCUCAAAAUCCAACAGACCGAGGUCAACCGCUCGCGUCGGAAAUGGCAAGAGAGCUGCGCGGGACAUGGGCGAGACCAUACACACUCGGUGACCCUCUUCCAAGAGAUGCAGCAAAAGCGUCGGACCUGGACCCGUACUAUUGAAAAAGCCAAAAGGUCACACUGGAAACAGUUCCUGGACGGAGCUGGGGAAGGAAAGCUAUGGAAAGCUGCUACCUACAUGAAACCGCGAGAGGCCUGGGGCAGUGUCCCGGCCUUGCAUGUCGAUUCGAACAUCCUAGUAGAGAACGAGGACAAGGCGCGGGCAUUCUUAGACACUUUCUUCCCUAGGAUGGACCAACCGCAUGAAGACCUACUAGUCGAGACCCCACUGGAGCUACCGUGGCCACCUUUCACGGAACUGGAAAUCCAUCGAUCUCUUAAAGCAGCCAAAAGCUCUACGGCACCAGGCGAGGACGGUCUACCAACGCCUGUGUGGAAACACCUAUGGAAGCAUCUGGGAAAGCUCAUCACCAGAAUUUUCACAGCAUCAAUCGGCUUAGGACAUCACCCGAAACGAUGGCGGGGAGCAAAGAUCGUAGUAUUGCGGAAACCAGGGAAGCCGGACUACUCAAUCCCUGGAGCGUAUCGCCCGAUCUCGCUCCUCAACACACUCGGAAAACUUCUUGAGGCAGUCAUAGCCCGACGAUUGUCGUACCUCGCCGAGAAACACGGCUUACUACCCGAUACGCAAUUCUGA